This is a messenger RNA of Penicillium riverlandense, 1173 nucleotides long. RefSeq names its product putative mitochondrial carrier protein. Bases 1 to 1173 code for a protein of 390 amino acids. Gene Ontology annotation, molecular function: S-adenosyl-L-methionine transmembrane transporter activity. Gene Ontology annotation, cellular component: mitochondrial inner membrane. The transcript has 3 exons. NCBI's taxonomy places the organism in Eukaryota, Fungi, Ascomycota, Eurotiomycetes, Eurotiales, Aspergillaceae. The record is from RefSeq and is a predicted model, not a curated record.
AUGUAUAAUAGUCAUUCCGACAUCUGGGUCGCUGGCGCCUUUGCCGCGGUAAUCGUCGACUUCUUCGUCUAUCCUUUCGAUACGCUCAAAACCCGGAUCCAGUCUCCGGACUAUGAGAAGGUAUUUAAAGAUCCGCGCACCGGCGCCGUGAGACGAAAUGUCCUCUUCCGCGGUGUAUAUCAGGGAGUCUGGAGCGUGGUCUUCUCAACAGUACCAUCGUCCGGUGCCUUUUUCACCACAUACGAAGCCGUGAAAUCCGCGCUCCACAAUUCCCGCAAGAACAACAAUGGCGAUGAUACAUACGCCAACCCAGGCUCUCCAAAUGGAAUCAAGCUUCCCUUUACACACUCGCUCCCCAGCCCAAUAAUCCACGCCAUCGCCUCCUCAUCCGGCGAAAUGGUUGCGUGCCUAAUUCUUACACCCGCCGAGGUGCUGAAGCAGAAUGCGCAGAUGGUCGAUGGGCAGUCACCUAACAAUAAGGGCAGCAGUACAGGCAACAAAACCGCCAUGGGCCAGGUUCUCGCCCGCUUCCGUCGUCAUCCCUGGCGCCUGUGGAGCGGAUAUACAGCUCUCGUGGGAAGAAACCUCCCGUUCACGGGUCUUCAGUUCCCGAUCUUCGAGUAUGUGCGCUCGAAUGUGAUUGACUGGCGGAGACGGCGAAAAGCGGAUAGAGCUGCUGCUGCUUCUGGAAGUGGAAGUGGAAGUACCGGCACAGAUACCUCCGAGCAGAGAGAGCAGCUGAUCGAGCGAGCCGGGUUAACGGGCCUCUCGGCCUCGGUAUCUGGCACGAUAGCAUCGAUCGUAACGACACCGAUUGAUGUGAUCAAAACGCGUGUGAUGCUCUCAGCAAGUGGUAAUAACUCCCCUUCCUCAGACAAAGAAGCGAAAUCGAAGUCCUCAAAGGGAAAAGGUGCUGCUUCGUCUGAGAAGACAGCUACGAAACAGCCGAAAAUGCGCACUCUGGCUGUUGGCCGUGAGAUCUAUCGAAAUGAAGGUGUUCGGGGCUUGUUCAAGGGUGGCGCACUUCGUGCGGGAUGGACGGCUGUCUCGUUGAGUAUGUAUCUGAGUCUCUAUGAGGGUGGUCGGUUUUAUCUGGAGAAUCGGAGGAAGGACCGUGAGGGAUUACAUGGUGGGCAGCGGGUUGCGAGUGAGGAGGGCGAGACUGUUAUGUAG